UAAUUUAAUCGUAGACAUUGAAUGGCCGUGAAUGGCCGCCAGUUCGUGCACCCUUUUAUUUUUCCAUAAAAAUAAGUUUUACUUCGUUCAUCGGUUUGUGUUCGAGGUGUAAACUAACUGAUUUUAUUUGGACUGCUGAUUGAAUAACACAGUUGGCAAAAAGAAAUAGAAGGAAAAAAAUCGACAACGAGCACGGACGACAUAAUGUUUCGUGCUGAGAGGAACAACGGCGACGAGGACGCAGUGAUGAGUCUCGUAGGUGCUGAUGAACGAGUCGCUAUUCUCGAUGCAGGUGCACAAUAUGGAAAAGUCAUAGAUCGCAAAGUACGUGAACUCAAUGUUCACAGUGAAAUUCUACCUCUGGACACUCCUGCAUUCACACUUAAGGAAAAAGGCUACAAAGCCAUCAUCAUUUCCGGUGGACCUAGUUCAGUGUAUGCUGAAGAUGCACCUCGGUAUGAUGCAGAUAUUUUUCGAAUAGGAAUUCCGGUCUUGGGAAUUUGUUACGGUAUGCAAAUGAUGAAUAAAGAAUUUGGUGGCACUGUAAUUAGAAAGGAAGGCCGAGAGGAUGGGCAAUUUUCUAUUGAAGUUGACUCCAAGUGCCUUCUUUUUAAGACCUUGUCAAAAGAUCAGUUAGUACUUCUAACCCACGGAGACAGUAUUGAUAGGGUAGCGGAGAGUUUUCGCAUAACUGCCAAAUCGUCAAACUUCAUUGCUGGCAUAGCAAGCGAUAAAAUGAAUUUGUACGGUGUACAAUUUCAUCCCGAAGUCGAUCUCACAACUAAUGGCAAAGUGAUGCUGCAUAAUUUUCUAUUUGACGUCGCUGGAUUGACAGGGAAUUUUACAUUGCGAGGCAGAGAGACAGAAUGCAUUCAGUACAUACGGGAGACAGUUGGCAAUAAUAAAGUUUUGCUACUGGUGAGUGGAGGCGUGGACUCGACAGUGUGUGCUUCACUGUUACGUAAAGCUCUGAAUGAAAAGCAAGUGAUUGCUCUUCACAUCAAUAAUGGUUUUAUGCGGAAAAAUGAGACACCACUCGUUAGAACGAGUUUAGCUCAAAUUGGCAUUAAACUGAAGGUUGUGAAUGCCGCGCACAACUUUAUGCAAGGCUCAACGACAGUGCCCUCUGAAAAUGUUCCAGUAAUGGCCAAUACUAACGUGACAAAUAAUAAAGGAAUCACUGCCACUGGAAUUGGACCACCAUUUAGAAUGACAAAAAUGCUCUGCCAAACAACGAAUCCCGAGGAGAAGCGUAAAAUUAUAGGCGAUGUUUUUGUAAGAAUAGCUAAUGACGUUAUGGCGGAAAUGGGUCUGAAGCCGGAGGAAGUUUUCCUCGGCCAGGGAACACUUAGGCCUGAUCUUAUUGAAAGUGCCAGUGCACUAGCCAGUGGUAAAGCUGACGCGAUAAAAACGCAUCACAAUGAUAGUGAAUUAGUGAGAGCGUUAAGAACACAAGGCCGAGUAGUUGAACCUUUAAAAGAUUUCCACAAAGACGAAGUAAGGGAAUUGGGGCUUAAAUUAGGAUUACCAGGAUUGUUGGUGUCCCGUCAUCCUUUCCCUGGUCCUGGACUUGCCAUUCGAAUUCUAUGCGCUGACGAACCCUUUAUGGAUAAAGACUUCUCUGAGACGCAGGUAAUAGUUAAAAUAAUGGCAGAAUAUGAACAAAUGCUUCAAAAGAAACAUGCUCUCUUAAAUCGUGUUGAGGGAGCAACUAGUGAAACCGAACGACAGCAUUUACGAAGAGUUUCGAGUAGUCGUCAUAUUGCUGCCACACUUUUGCCUAUUCGUAGUGUGGGAGUUCAGGGUGAUAGACGUAGUUAUAGUUACGUAGUGGGACUUUCGACCGAAGAAAGUAGUGGCGAAACGAUUGAAUGGGACGAUAUGUUGUUCCUCGCCAAGUUGAUUCCACGAGUGUGUCACAAUGUGAAUCGUGUCUGUUACAUUUUUGGACCGAUGGUUCACCAUCCAAUCACCGAUAUUACACCGACACAUCUCACGUCAAAUGUCAUUGGCACAUUGAGGCAGGCGGAUCAUUUAGCUAAUCAGGUUCUAGCGUCAAAUGGCUGCAUGCAGGAAAUAAGUCAAAUGCCAAUUGUCCUUAUUCCUGUUCACUUCGACAGAGACGCGGCCAUAAGAGCGCCCUCCUGUCAACGAUCCGUUGUUCUCAGGCCUUUCUUGUCUCAGGACUUCAUGACAGGCACUCCAGGAAUACCUGGCAAAGAGCUACCCGUACAUGUGGUGAAGAAAAUGGUGUCUGAAAUAUCCUCGGUACCAGGCAUUUCCCGCGUGCUGUACGAUUUGACGUCUAAACCACCAGGUACCACCGAAUGGGAGUAGUGAACAUUAAAAAUUCAUGCCCGA
Messenger RNA from Leptopilina heterotoma, 2361 nucleotides. RefSeq names its product GMP synthase [glutamine-hydrolyzing] (gene bur). The transcript has 9 exons. Gene Ontology annotation, biological process: GMP biosynthetic process. NCBI's taxonomy places the organism in Eukaryota, Metazoa, Arthropoda, Insecta, Hymenoptera, Figitidae. The record is from RefSeq and is a predicted model, not a curated record. Gene Ontology annotation, molecular function: GMP synthase activity; GMP synthase (glutamine-hydrolyzing) activity; ATP binding. Gene Ontology annotation, cellular component: cytosol. Bases 205 to 2337 code for a protein of 710 amino acids.